AUGAGUUUGAUGGAUUUAUCACCAGGCUCCAGUUUUAAGAGUGGAUUGUCGAUCACAUAUACAAUUUUUUUGUUUGUGAAUCCGACUUCUGGAGGAAAUAAAGCAUCAGUGUUCACGAAAUCAGGAAUGGAUAUGUUUAAAAUAUCUAAUCCUGUUCCAGCAAGUGUGCAUAUAUAUGAUAUACGGCAAGGAGAGACAGGGAAGAAAGAGGGAUUUCUAAGAGUAAAAGAAAUCACAAAUAGUAUGAAUGAUAAUUCAAUUCCUUUAUACAUAAUUGCAGCAGGUGGAGAUGGAACGGUUAUGUGGUGUGUGGAUGAAUUAGAAAAAACCAAUGUUGAUUUUGAUAAAUUGGUAAUAGGUGUAAUACCUUUUGGGACAGGGAAUGACUUCUCAAGAGCUUUAAAUUGGAUGACAGUUUUAGAUAACCCAUUUGAUAAUGGUCUAUAUAGAUUUAGGCAACUAAUUAGCGAAUGGGUUAACGCAGACAUCAUUGAGCAUGAUAUUUGGUCAGUAAAGGCUGUGGUGGAUAGUUAUGGUUGCUUUUAUAAAGUUGACUCUUAUUCCAGAAAAAAGAAGGUUAUUAAUAAACAAGGUAGAGGGAGUAUAAGACAAAGCAAUCAUGAAUUUUCUAAAGGAGUUGAUAGAGGAUCCAAUACUAUUGCUACUGAGUUGACUUUUAGAAUGUCGAACUACUUUAGUGUUGGUGUGGAAUCAAGAAUUGGUAUAGGUUUUGACAGAUACCGAACUAAGAAUGCAUUCUUAAACAAGAUGAGGUAUGCUCUUGAAGGAUUUAAGAACACAUUUCGUCACACAACUCCCGUUUAUGAUAUAAUUGAUAAAUGCACACUAAAUACUGCUUUUACUGAAGAAGAUUCCGAUCUAUUAAUUUCAUCAGAAAAAGUUUUGUUUGUAACCGAUCAGUCCGCCAAGUUUAAAAAUAAUUCAUGCACAUGUUCUAAAGGAGGCAAUGACUUAGUUGAUAAUCAAAACUCUAUUUCCGAAUACAACCACAGCCAUGCUGUUGGCCACUAUCAGAACUCUGUUGAAAAUCCUUCACCAACUUUAAUGCCAUGCGCUUCUUUAAUAUUUAUUAACAUUCCAUCUUUUGCUUCUGGAAAUGAUAUCUGGAGAUAUUGUAAAGGUAACUGUGGGAUAAGGUUUAAGUCAAGACGUGAGUCUAUUGAACACAUGCUUUUUGAACAACAAAAAAUGGGUGAUGAAGUUAUUGAAUGUGUAUCAUUCCCUUCAGCUGUUGCUAUUGGACUUGAGAUAGCUAUUAAGGGCAUGGGAAGAAGAGUUUUCCAAAAUAAGGGACCAGUUCGACUUCAUUUUAAGCAGAAGAAUUCCCUUGCCACGGGUAAAAAAGUUUAUUUCCAAGUUGACGGGGAAUUUUUGAUUGCUUAUCAUCCUUUAUAUUUUGAUGUAUCACAUUCUAGAAAAAUUAAGGUUUUGCAGGCAAAAACAGAUAGAGCCCUACAUUCUACAACACUUUUUAAUAACUUUAAAUCUAAUUGA
Messenger RNA from Cryptosporidium ubiquitum, 1515 nucleotides. Its product is annotated as diacylglycerol kinase. The record is from RefSeq and is a predicted model, not a curated record. Lineage: Eukaryota; Apicomplexa; Conoidasida; Eucoccidiorida; Cryptosporidiidae. Bases 1 to 1515 code for a protein of 504 amino acids. The transcript has a single exon. Gene Ontology annotation, molecular function: ATP-dependent diacylglycerol kinase activity.